This is a messenger RNA of Neogale vison (American mink), 6987 nucleotides long. It is a transcript of the gene PIK3C2B, whose product is annotated as phosphatidylinositol-4-phosphate 3-kinase catalytic subunit type 2 beta. The record is from RefSeq and is a predicted model, not a curated record. Lineage: Eukaryota; Metazoa; Chordata; Mammalia; Carnivora; Mustelidae. Gene Ontology annotation, biological process: phosphatidylinositol 3-kinase/protein kinase B signal transduction; cell migration; phosphatidylinositol-mediated signaling. The coding region runs from base 171 to 5084 and encodes 1637 amino acids. Gene Ontology annotation, molecular function: 1-phosphatidylinositol-4-phosphate 3-kinase activity; 1-phosphatidylinositol-3-kinase activity; phosphatidylinositol binding. The transcript has 33 exons. Gene Ontology annotation, cellular component: phosphatidylinositol 3-kinase complex; cytoplasm; plasma membrane.
CCCGGAGCUGCGGAGCCGGCAGCCCCUGUCGCCGAGCACACGCCACGUCGGGUCCUCGCGGGGAAGCCCGCAGCGAGCGCAGGUGCCCAGACACCAUGCCAGAAUCCUGUACACCUGACCCUGGGAAGAAGUAGAAGACUUCCUUGUCUCCUCCAUCGCUCAUCCUCACCAUGUCUUCGACUCAGGGCAAUGGGGAGCACUGGAAGUCCUUGGAGUCGGUGGGCAUCAGCCGCAAAGAGCUGGCCAUGGCCGAAGCCCUGCAGAUGGAGUACGACGCGCUGUCCCGGCUGCGGCACGACAAGGAGGAGAGCAGAGCCAAGCAGAACACGGACCCCUCGCUCAUCAGCUGGGAUGAGCCCGUCCUAGACUUCUACAGCAAGCCGGCAGGAAGGCAGAAGGACCUCAGGCUCUUCCGCGGUCUUUCUGGCUCUGAUCCUACCCUCAAUUACAACUCACUCUCCCCACAGGAAGGGUUAUCCAACCACUCUACCUCCCAGGGCUCCCAGCCUGGCCCGGAUCCCUGGCCCAAAGGCUCUUUGGCUCGAGACUAUCUGUACAUCUUUGAUGGUUCAGAUGAGGGGCUCUCUCUGUCCCCUGGGGACCUAGGACCAGGGGACAUAGAUGGCUCUUCCAAGAAACUGUCCCCACCUCCUCUGCCUCCCCGCGUCUCUAUCUGGGACACCCCUCCGCUGCCUCCCAGAAAGGGGUCUCCCUCCUCCUCCAAGAUCUCCCAGCCCAAUGACGUCAACACGUUCUCUCCCGUGGAGCAACCUGCAGGAAAACUGCUAGGGCGCCGCAUCCUAGAGGAAGAGGGACUCGGGGGUGGGGGUCCGGGGCGCCUCCUGGGGCCUGUGGACUAUGACGGUAUCAACGACGCGAUCACACGGCUCAACCUAAAAUCCACCUACGAUGCGGAGAUGUUACGCGACACCACGAGGGGCUGGAAGGAGGGCCGGGGGCCCCUGGACUUCGGCGGCAAGGACACUCCUGGGAAGCCGGUGGCCCGGAGCAAGACCAUGCCCCCUCAGGUGCCACCGCGCACCUAUGCCUCCCGCUAUGCCAAUGGGAAAAAUACGACCCCGGGCAAGAACCGCCGGAUUUCCGCCGCUCCGGCGGACUCACGGCGCCAUGCUGUCGCCAAUGGCCAUGAAUUGUUCGAGGUCUCAGAGGAAAGAGAUGAGGAAGUUGCUGCAUUUUGCCACAUGCUGGAUGUCCUUCGCUCUGGCUCCGAUAUCCAAGACUACUCCCUCACCGGAUAUGUCUGGAGCGCUGUGACCCCGAGCCCAGAGCACCUCGGGGAUGAGGUCAACCUGAAGGUGACCGUGUUGUGUGAUAGCCUACAGGAGCCGCUCACUUUUACCUGCAACUGUUCUUCCACUGUAGACUUGCUCAUCCACCAGACUCUGUGCUACACCCACGAUGAACUGAGGGAUGUGGACGUGGGGAACUUUGUGCUGAAGCCCUGUGGGCUGGAGGAGUUCCUGCAGAACAAGCAUGCCCUGGGCAGCCACGAGUACAUUCAGUAUUGCCGCAAGUUCGACAUCGACAUUCGGCUACAGCUGAUGGAACAGAAAGCCGUACGCAGUGACCUGGCCCGGACGGUGAAUGAUGACCAGAGCCCCUCCACCUUGAACUACCUCGUCCAUCUGCAAGAGAGGCCAGUAAAACAGACCAUCAGCAGGCAGGCCCUGGAUCUUCUGUUUGACACAUACCACAAUGAAGUGGACGCUUUCCUGCUGGCUGAUGGGGACUUCCCACUGAAGGCCGACAGGGUGGUCCAGUCCGUCAAAGCCAUCUGCAAUGCCCUGGCCGCCGUGGAGACCCCUGAGAUCACCAGCGCCCUCAACCAGCUGCCUCCCUGCCCCUCCCGUAUGCAGCCAAAAAUUCAGAAGGAUCCCACUGUUUUGGCUGUGAGGGAAAACCGAGAGAAGGUUGUGGAAGCUCUGACGGCCGCCAUCUUGGACCUGGUAGAGCUGUACUGCAGCACAUUCGAUGCAGACUUCCAGACGGCCGUGCAUGGGAGCCGCAAGCACGACCUGGUCCAGGAGGCCUGCCAUUUCACUGGGCCCCUAGCCUUCACUGUCUAUGCCACCCACCGCAUCCCCAUCACCUGGGCUACCAGCUAUGAAGAUUUCUACCUCUCCUGCUCCCUCAGUCAUGGCGGGAAGGAACUCUGCAGCCCCUUGUACACCCGAAGGGCUCACUUUUCCAAGUACCUUUUCCACCUCAUCAUCUGGGACCAGCAGAUCUGCUUCCCAAUACAGGUGAACCGGCUGCCUCGGGAGACCCUGCUGUGUGCCACACUCUACGCUCUGCCCAUCCCCCUGCCUGGGAGCUCCUCGGAGGCCAAUAAGCAGCGACGUUUGCCAGAAGCCCUUGGCUGGGUCACUACCCCACUGUUCAACUUCAGGCAAGUCCUGACCUGUGGUCGGAAGCUUCUGGGUUUAUGGCCAGCAACACAGGAAAGCCCCAGCGCCCGUUGGAGUGCACCUAAUUUCCACCAGCCGGAUAGCGUCAUCCUGCAGAUCGACUUCCCCACCUCAGCCUUUGACAUCAAGUUCACCAGCCCCCCUGGAGACAAGUUCAGUCCUCGCUAUGUGUUUGGCAGCCUCCGGGAAGAAGACCAACGUGUGCUUAAGAACAUCAUGCGGAAGGAGUCCUUGUACUGGCUCACGGACGCUGACAAGAAGCGCCUGUGGGAGAAGCGAUACUAUUGCCAUUUGGAGGUGAGCUCCCUGCCCCUGGUGCUUGCCAGCGCCCCCAGCUGGGAGUGGGCUUGCCUGCCCGACAUCUAUGCUCUCCUGAAGCAGUGGACCCACAUGAACCACCAGGAUGCUCUGGGGCUCCUGCAUGCCACUUUCCCGGACCAGGAGGUACGUCGGAUGGCCGUCCAGUGGAUCGGCUCGCUGUCGGACGCCGAGCUCCUCGACUACUUGCCUCAGCUCGUGCAGGCCCUGAAGUACGAGUGUUACCUGGACAGCCCCUUGGUGCGCUUCCUCCUGAAACGAGCCGUCUCAGACUUGAGAGUGACGCACUACUUCUUCUGGCUCCUGAAGGACGGCCUCAAAGAUUCUCAGUUCAGCAUCCGCUACCAGUACCUGCUGGCAGCCUUGCUGUGCUGCUGUGGCAAGGGGCUGAGAGAGGAGUUUAACCGCCAGUGCUGGCUCGUCAGUACCCUGGCCAAGCUGGCGCAGCAGGUCCGAGAAGCUGCCCCUUCUGCACGCCAGGGGAUCCUCCGCACGGGCCUGGAGGAGGUGAGGCAGUUCUUUGCCCUGAUUGGCUCCUGCCGCCUGCCACUCAGCCCCAGUCUGCUGGUUAAGGGCAUCGUGCCCAGGGACUGUUCCUACUUCAACUCCAAUGCGGUCCCCCUGAAGCUGUCCUUCCAAAAUGUGGACCCACUGGGCGAGAACAUCCGUGUCAUCUUCAAGUGCGGGGACGACCUUCGCCAGGACAUGCUGACCCUGCAGAUGAUUCGCAUCAUGAGCAAGAUCUGGGUCCAGGAGGGGCUGGACAUGCGCAUGGUCAUCUUCCGCUGCUUCUCCACGGGCCGGGGCAGAGGGAUGGUGGAGAUGAUCCCCAAUGCUGAGACGCUGCGGAAAAUCCAGGUGGAGCACGGGGUGACCGGCUCCUUCAAGGACCGACCCCUGGCAGACUGGCUGCAGAAGCACAACCCUGGGGAGGACGAGUACGAGAAGGCUGUGGAGAACUUCAUCUACUCGUGCGCCGGCUGCUGCGUGGCCACGUAUGUCUUGGGCAUCUGCGACCGGCACAAUGACAAUAUCAUGCUGAAGACCACCGGCCACAUGUUCCACAUAGACUUCGGCCGCUUCCUGGGCCACGCGCAGAUGUUCGGCAACAUCAAGCGGGACCGUGCCCCCUUUGUCUUCACCUCGGAUAUGGCGUAUGUCAUCAACGGGGGUGACAAGCCUUCCAGCCGCUUCCAUGAUUUUGUUGACCUUUGCUGCCAAGCCUACAACCUCAUUCGCAAGCACACCCACCUCUUCCUCAACCUCCUGGGCCUGAUGUUGUCUUGUGGGAUCCCCGAGCUCUCAGACCUGGAGGACCUCAAGUACGUGUAUGAUGCUCUGAGACCUCAGGACACAGAAGCCAACGCUACCACCUACUUCACCAGGUUGAUUGAAUGCAGCCUGGGUAGUGUAGCCACAAAGCUCAAUUUUUUCAUCCAUAACCUGGCUCAGAUGAAGUUCACGGGCUCAGAUGACCGGCUGACCCUUUCCUUCGCCCCCCGAACACACACGCUCAAGAGCUCUGGCCGCAUCAGUGAUGUUUUUCUCUGCCGCCAUGAGAAGAUUUUCCACCCCAACAAGGGCUACGUUUAUGUGGUAAAGGUGAUGCGAGAGAACGCCCACGAGGCCACUUACAUCCAACGGACGUUUGAGGAGUUCCAGGAAUUACACAAUAAGCUACGGCUGCUCUUCCCUUCUUCCCAGCUGCCCAGCUUCCCUAGUCGCUUCGUGAUUGGCCGCUCGCGGGGAGAGGCGGUGGCGGAGCGGCGGAGGGAGGAGUUAAACCGCUACAUCAGGCACUUGACCCAUGAAGCCCCCGAGGUGGCCGAGUGUGAUUUGGUGUACACCUUCUUUCACCCCCUGCCCCGAGAUGAGAAGGCUGCGGGCACCAGCCCAGCUCCCAAGUCCUCAGAUGGCUCAUGGGCCCGGCCUGUCGGGAAGGUGGGCGGGGAGGUGAAGCUGUCCAUCUCCUACAAAAACAAUAAACUCUUCAUUAUGGUGAUGCAUAUUCGGGGCUUGCAACUGCUGCAGGACGGGAGUGACCCGGACCCCUAUGUGAAGAUUUACCUCCUCCCUGACCCUCAGAAAACCACUAAGAAGAAAACCAAAGUGGCCCGGAAAACCUGCAACCCUACCUACAAUGAGAUGCUGGUGUACGAUGGGAUCCCCAAGGGAGACCUGCAGCAGCGGGAGCUACAGCUGAGUGUGCUGAGUGAGCAAGGAUUCUGGGAGAACGUUCUCCUCGGGGAGGUGCACAUCCGUCUGCGAGAGCUGGACCUGGCCCAGGAGAAGACUGGCUGGUUUGCACUGGGGUCUCGAAGUCACGAGACCUUGUGAGCCCAGCAGAGCCCUCCCUCCUCCCUUUCUCCCCUCCCAGGACCCUAGGCUGCUGGGGGAGCUAAGGGAGAGGACUCUUCCCCAGCUUCAGGUGUCCUUUCCUUGCCAAGGGGCAGCGCCCUUGGCAGGCCUCCUCUCUGUCCAGGCGGAUGGGGCCUCCGUGACAGAAGGGAGGGAGAGUAAGAUGCUCUCUGCUGUCCCCUCCUCCGCCAAGUGAACUUGGGUUGGUCGUGAUGAGCAGCCCCUUGGAGGCUGUGAGGUGGAGCAAAGUUUUAAGUUUACCUUGUGUCAAGGGAGCAAUGCCUGGUUUGGGGUGAGUGGGGGUGGUGGUGUAUGAAGUAGCAUUUGGGGGGAGGGGGGAUGGAUUAUCUUUAUUUUAUUUUUAAAAAAUGAAAUAGUAAUGUUGUCCUGACUGGACAGGAAGCCUCGUGAGAAGGGACUUCACAUAUGCCUCGGAAGGCAAGAGUGGCAGACUAUUUGGACUUUUUGUAUGAUUAAGGUUCUUAUUGGACUUUUUCUUAGGUUUCUGUUUCGUUCACUUGUCUGUUCUUCGUUUUUGCUUUUCUGUCUGUUAGGACUUACUUGGGGAGGGGCCCAGUGGGUCCGAGGUUAGAGCCCUCCCUCUCAGAGGGCAGGUCGGGGAGGGGUAGGGAGGGCGGGUGUGCUGGACUGAGGCCUGCGAGGGGCCUUUCUGAUUUUGCCUCCAAAGGAGAGCGCUGUGAUACCUACGUGUGGAAGGAAGGGCCUUCCGAAUGGGCCUCUGCAUCGGGCCUGUAUUCAGGGACCUGGGCUCUCUCGGGGAGUUUUUCCUCUCAUCUUCCCCUACUUUGCUAGGAUUUACCCUGGAUACUGUCUUCUAUCCCCUGCAUUCUCACAGUCCCCCCGGGGACCGUCUUGUCCCUGUGCAUAUGCUGGGUGGGUGGGGGGGGUGUCCUUCAUAGGCCUCUCUCCCUUCUUUUCUCUCUAGUUGGAUAAAGUGCUGCCUCUGCUCUCAGAUUUGCUUCCACCCAAGGGCGUCCUGGCCCUGGGCAGGGGCCUCUCGGGGCAGAUAUGGGCCAGGGCGGAGCCGGUGAAGGGGGUGGAAUCCAUCACCCGCCACACCUCUGUUUUUUGAGUGCUGCUUUCCCCAAACUCCAUUUCUGUCUUUUUUUUUUUUUUUAAUAGGAAUUUCCCUCAUUCUGUGGGGCCAUAAACCUAUUUAGUCUGGAGCCCAAGGGAUGCCUAAGUAGAGGAGAGGAGCCUGGGGUGGGGGAUUCCAGUGAUGUUCUUUGGUUGUGAGGAGCCUGGAGUGAGGCUGUGGUUGAUCCCCUGGAGCUGCUCUGGGAGGGAGAGACAAGGCUGUUAGACUCUUCAUCCUCUCCCGGAUGGAUCUGAGUCACUCCUGCUCUUUACUGCAGACAUUGUACUCCUUGGAAAAAGAGGAAGAGACUUCGAAUUUGAUAGGAACUUUUAAAACCAGACUUGGCUGCAUGUACCCCACAAUGGGGGUAUGGAGGUAAUCAGGCAUACCCUCAACCGUCCCUCCCCAGCUUCCUUGUCAGCUCCAAGGAUCAGAAAUUCCCCCGUUGCUGACUCAUUCCAUAGCUGGAGAAAGAAGCUCCAUUCACAGAAGCCACAGGGUAGCAAGGAAAUCUAAACUUUUCUUUUUAGGUUCAAACUGUCAAGGAUCAGGUUGCCACUGUCGGGAAGGGGAUGGGGGAAGUCGGGACAGGAGUGGUACUUCUCCAGAUGAACGGACCAUAGUUGUGUUACUGGCUCUUUGCCCGUAGCUCAUUUUAUUUUGACCUUCUGUGCCCCUGACUUACAGAGAUCUGUGUACUGUACCCACUUCCCAGAUGUCCUUGUAUCUGCUACUUUCUCUGGAAUUGUAUUUUCUAAUAAAUGACAUUUGAGAAAAACAAAA